AUGAUUGUGGAUCCACCAGCAUGUACGGUACCAGCGGCGGGAGGCACAUCAACGCACUCACUAACGAAUGGCGGCGAGGCGAAGAUAAUCAUCAAAGUGAAGUGCACGAACAAUACCGAAUACCGCAUGAAUCCCGUAUAUUCGUUCGUUGAUGCGGGUGGGAAGAUCGAUCUAGUAGUCACUCGACUGGAAGGUCCAGCAAAGGAGGACAAAGCAGUGAUACAAUACGGUCCAGCUCCUGCGGAUGCCACAGAUCCAACUACGGCUUGGUCGUCAAUUCCUCCAGAUCAGAUCCAGUCUGUCACACUGCCUUUGACGGCUACUGCGUGAUCCGCAUUCGGCGUCGAGGAUUAUGUUUCUCCCGAAGAGAAAAUUCAGCAACUGUUGCUGUCUAGCUGUGCGCUGCAUUAUUUUU
Cylicocyclus nassatus is the source of this 415-nucleotide messenger RNA. The record is from the annotation of a GenBank genome assembly. NCBI's taxonomy places the organism in Eukaryota, Metazoa, Nematoda, Chromadorea, Rhabditida, Strongylidae.